This is a messenger RNA of Adineta steineri, 522 nucleotides long. NCBI's taxonomy places the organism in Eukaryota, Metazoa, Rotifera, Eurotatoria, Adinetida, Adinetidae. The record is from the annotation of a GenBank genome assembly.
AUGCCACGAGAACAAGUCGAGUGGUAUGUGGAACAAUCAUUGCAUGAUAAUGAUAAAAUACAUGCACAUCAAUGUUGUACUUAUUAUUCAAUAGUGAAUGCUAAUAAAGCAAACUAUCCAUAUUCAAGUUCAUAUGAACAAGAACAAACGUGGACAUUAACACGAACAAUGUCAAAUGAUGGUAAACGAUAUCAAUCAUCAAUUGAAAAUAUUCAUUUAACAAUACCAUGUGUAGUAAAUCUAUCAACACCAAUAACAUCAAUUAAAAAUAAUUGUGAUUAUGAAAUAGAUAAAACAAAAAUAGAACGAUCUAUUUCACUUUUACCACCACUACCACCAACACGACAAUAUGCAUUACCAUCUUAUCGUUUAAAUCGUCUUAAUACAACCGAUUCGAAGAUUUAUCAACAUGAUAAUCAUCAUAAUCGAAAGCAACCAACUUCUAUGACAGAAAAAUCAUUACCAGUAACAAAUUUAAUGCGUAUCAUACAUGUUAAUGGAGAAUAUGUUGUACGUAUUUAA